Messenger RNA from Histoplasma mississippiense, 1590 nucleotides. RefSeq lists its product with no specific name. Gene Ontology annotation, molecular function: nucleic acid binding; RNA-DNA hybrid ribonuclease activity. NCBI's taxonomy places the organism in Eukaryota, Fungi, Ascomycota, Eurotiomycetes, Onygenales, Ajellomycetaceae. The transcript has a single exon. The record is from RefSeq and is a predicted model, not a curated record. The coding region runs from base 1 to 1590 and encodes 529 amino acids.
AUGAACUCUGUGUACACAUUAACCAGUUCUGAGAGACCACAUGUCUCCACCCGGGCAAAGAAGGCAAGGGCCGUGGCCCAGCACAUCCGGAGUCUGGGAAAGACCAGAGACGGGCCCCCAGCAGACGCUCUGCGGAAGGCGGUCACCACCUGCGUGGUUCCCUCACUGCUCUAUGGCACAGAGGCCUGGUACAGCGGCCGCACGCAGCCAGCAAGGCACACGGGCAGGAGUGGGGAGGUUAGCUCCCGCCUGGGAUGGCAUGUGGGGACAGUUGAGAAGGUGCUUACUAUGGCAGCCAGAGGGGUCCUCCCAGUUUUCCGUACAACGCCCAUCGCUACCCUAUACCGGGAUGCUGGGCUCCCAUCAGCAAUGGUAGCUCUGGAGGAGGCCAAAAUUCGAUUCGCGACAAGGCUUCAGGUGGUGGAUGAGAAGCACCCACUGGCUUCACGGAUAGCACCUCCAAUGAUCACACGAGGAAGAGGGGCUGGAACCCGGCAGCGCUCAAAGACCAAGAUCCAGCGGUUGGGGGCGCUGCUACCUGCAGUCAAUAGACCCACACUUGCCAUCCCACACUACUCAGAGGGAUGCGGGACAGACCCCACAGAGGGUGUAGACAAAAAGAGUGCUGCUCAGGCAUUCAAGGAAUGGUGGAGAAGUCAACCCUCAACAGAUCUAUAUGUUUUCUCAGAUGGAUCAGAACGGAACCUUGACAACAGCAGGCAGGUGGGCUAUGGCUUCAUAGUCUAUCAGGGAAAUAAACAGCUGGCCAGCUUCUCAGCUGCGCUGAGCCCUAUGUCACAUGUCUUCGACGCUGAGGCAGUUGGUGCCUGCCGGGCAUUGGAGUGCGCCGUGAAGCUCCUACCUUGUGUCACAGAGGACAGCAGCAACCCUCAGAUCUGGCUCUGCCUCGACAACACCUCAGUCAUCUGGGGCAUACGGGGCAGUGCAGCAGCCUCCUCAAACUGGGCCUACAACCGCUGCCAUGAGCUCCUCAGACAGCACAAUGUCGGCCUGAAAUGGGCUCCUGGGCAUAUGGGGAUAGAGGGCAAUGAGGAAGCAGACCGCUUGGCUAAGCGGGCAGUCUCAUCCACUGCAGCCCCAGCCUAUGGUCUCGAGGCCACACCCACAGUCAGUGGGGUCCGCACAGUGGCCAAGCAGCUCAGCCAAGAGGCAAGGCGAAAGUGGUGGAGUGGAGCCUGUGGCAAGCUCUCUGACUGGUACCGGGGCUGGAGUUUCAGCAGGCCGACUGUGGAAUACCAAGUGAAGGCCCCUCCGGAGCUCACCAUGCCACGGCAUGCCCUUCACCGCUGGCUCGCACUCCGCUCCUCUCAUGGGGACUUCUCCUGGUACCACAGGCGUUUCCAGCAUGCAGAUGCGAGGCUCACCUGUGUCUGUGGACACAACAAGAGCCCAGAACAUUUGGUGCUCUGUCGACACUCACAAAGGCACUUUCUUCACUGGCCCAAGAGGCCAGCAGCACGGCCACACAACCGGGCGACAGCUGUUGCCUAUCUAGGGUCUCUGACCCCUACAGACUUUGUAGAACUGCUGGACUGCACGCAGUUCUACACACGGUACUGCACAAGGUAA